This is a messenger RNA of Triticum aestivum (bread wheat), 846 nucleotides long. Its product is annotated as protein synthesis inhibitor II-like. Gene Ontology annotation, biological process: negative regulation of translation. The transcript has 2 exons. NCBI's taxonomy places the organism in Eukaryota, Viridiplantae, Streptophyta, Magnoliopsida, Poales, Poaceae. The record is from RefSeq and is a predicted model, not a curated record. Gene Ontology annotation, molecular function: rRNA N-glycosylase activity. The coding region runs from base 1 to 846 and encodes 281 amino acids.
AUGGCGUUGCUUUUCCUGUUGCUGGCCGUGCCCACCAGUCCCGGUGCAGCCUUCGACGCUUGGCAGUACCCGAAUGACCACAAGGUGGUCAAUGACAGAGAGGCCAACUCCAUCUCAAGCUACAAGGCCAUGAUUUCGGAGGUGCACAGCUUCGGCGUCCGGACCAGCAAGUACACGGAGAAGGGCUUGCCGAUCCUCGCCAGGCAAACCAGCACCCCGAAGCCGGACCGGUGGCUGAUGCUGGAGCUCCGCGGAGACGGCCAUGACGAGAUCAUGCUCGCCAUACGAAAUGACAACCUCUACAUCGAGGCCUUCGCCAACAGCUCCGGGAAGUGGCACACCUUCGCCAACAUCCGCAACCUCAUCCCACGGGCCACCAUCCUCCCCUUCAAGGACAGCUACAGGGGGCUGGUGAACGGGCACGCCAACCUCGGGAUGCUGGAGCUCGGCAAGGAGACCACGCUCCGGGCGCUCCACGAGUUGGCCGUGUACAAGCAGUCAGUUGGCGCCGACACCAGCUGCGUCUCCCGCGCCCUGGCCAUAAUGGCUGUCACCUUCUGCGAAGCAACGCGCCUCAGGCCAAUCCAAGACUACAUCCUGCCCAAAUGGCUCUCCGGUGGCGCCACGAUCCAGAAACCCUUGUAUGUGGUGAGAUGGUCCGACAUGUCCUGCGCCGUCCUUGUUGCGCGCCAGAAAAAGGGACGCUACGACGGGCCUGAGGCUGUCAAGCUCAAGGACGAGUUGGGCAUGACAAGCCUGAAUGAGGUCGUCGGUGCCCUCUCUCUCAUCCUCUGGCCCAAGGACAACUCCUGCGACUCAGGCCCCAUCACCUGGCCUAGGGCAUGA